Cuscuta epithymum is the source of this 1703-nucleotide messenger RNA. NCBI's taxonomy places the organism in Eukaryota, Viridiplantae, Streptophyta, Magnoliopsida, Solanales, Convolvulaceae. The record is from the annotation of a GenBank genome assembly.
AAUCAUGGACAAUUUUUUCCAUUAGGAGGAGUUGAGAGCUUUCUCUCCCAAACACCACCCUCGGUUUUGGCCAUUCUCCAUACGGAAAUACCUCAUUUCAUCCUUUCUUCUUUGAUCCUUCUUGGUUGAGCUUAGAAUUUAGUUUCUUUACCUCCAUAUCUCUUUUGGGGUGUAAGUUCUCUAAAGUUUGAGUUCAUUUUCGAAGGUUUUGGAUAAGAAAACUCUGCAAACAAAAUCGGAAAUCACUAUUCACGUGUAGAGGUCAACGCCCCUACUUAGUGAUUCCCUUGUUCAAUCUUUGCUUUGAAGGUGUUUCUAGCUUCUCCUAGCUUUGGGGAUCAAGCAAAUCCGAAUUUUUACAUCAUCAAGAAAGGUUGAUUUUGGCCACUUCUCUAACGGCUAAAAAAAAGAAUCUAAGGCCAUGAUCACGUAGAGGGGGUUGCUGCCACUUAGCUUCCCCUUCCUAUGUACUAUGGGGCAUAAGAAGAAGAAAACUCCUCCACCUCCUACCAAAUCUUCUUCUCGGAUUAAGGCUAAGGCCCAAAGGAAGAACAUGGAGGUUUCAACGGACGUUACUCAAGACUCAAAACCUCUCGAUGCUAACUCCCAAAUUCUAGAGGAAUCUUGCUCCUCAAAGAUGGAACCGACCAGUGACCCUACUUUGGAAACUCCCCGAGAAGACAUCUCUACCAUGGUUGAGGUAACUUCCUCUCCUAUCACUGAAAACCAAACAAUUGAUGUACCAAUUGUUGAACAUACCGAGGAAAUGGAGGAACCUCUUGUACCUUUUGUUGAUUUUAACAUUGAACCCAUACUUGAGGACAAUGAUAUACCAAUUCUUGAGGAGGAAACUGCUUAUGUUGUUGACCCUAUGGUUGAGGAAGUUCUGGAAAAGGAAAUGGCCGAGGCCAAUAUUUGAUAAGUCCGUAUUUAGACACGCAUUUGAUGCGUGUUCGGGUCGGACUUUGAUGAUUUUCCUGGCUUUAAGGCGUUGCAAGUCUCAAUUUUGGCUCAAGUUGUGUUUAGCAGGCGUUGGAUCGAGUUUCAUUGCAUUUGGAGUUGAUUUGAAGAAGUUAGAGUCCGGCAAUCGGCGCUUGAGAGGCAUUCGGGAAGGAUUUGAAGGCAUUCGAGAAAGAUUUGGAAGAUUUGGAGGCCACCGGGAGAUUCGCGACGAAAUUCUGGUGAAGAAAGAGCAGUUGGAUCGACCUCGUAGGCAUCCGGGAGCAUUCGGAGCAAGAAAACGAAGGAAAAGUGAAGAAUAGGGUCAGGCACGCCGUGCCUGGAAGCUAGGCAUGCCGUGCCUGAUGCAAAAUUAUUCUGCGAGCUACUGGAGGCCAGGCACGGUCGUGCCUGGCAGCUAGGCACGCCGUGCCUGGCAUAUUUCAAGGAAACGAGCUACUGGAGGCCAGGCACGGUCGUGCCUGGCAGCUACGCACGCCGUGCCUGGACGCGAAAAAACGGAUUCCUUCCGUAGGCACGGUCGCAGGCACGGUCGUGCCUGGCACCGUGCCUGGCCGCGAUUUGUCCUAAUUCGACCCGAAUUCAUUGUUUUCUAUAAAUAAGGCCUCCAUAACCCCGUUUUUGGGGGUUACGAACAUUACGGAGAGGCCUAGGGACGAAUUUAACACCGUUUUUACGCUAUUUUCUUCCAAGACCCUGGGAUUAUUUGUAAGUUCAAUUCUUUAAUUAAUGACAAUUAUUUC